UAUUCUUAGAACCAAGCCGCUUGAUGCUAAAUGAACAGUUUUAGUUUCGUUUCUCUGCAUAAGUGGGCGGGGCUUAAGGACGCUUUAAAAGAACGUUCUGCUCCACAAUGCGUUUAUUAAAGGAGAGUGUGUCUACGGCUAGCACUCACGCACACGGAGGCUGACAGCUCCCUCUGCGCUGUGGACACUUUCACCUUCACUGGAUUGCACAUUUGGGAUUAAACUGAAGCAAAAACGGGUGCCAGUGUGGUGGUCAGAAAUGGGAGAGGGUUUGGGUCCUUCUGUAGGAUGGUAGCCAACAGCGCAGAGGACAAGCAUCACUUGUCAAGCUCCUCAAGCUCAGCAUCACCAGACCCAGAACUGCUUCAGCACCAGGAGGAUGCUCCAAACCCCAAGCAGAAGUCUGCAUCCGUCACCUGCAAGUACCGCACCCACUUCCCCACGUUCAACUGCAAGGAGGACUGCAGCAUCAUCACGGACACGGCGUCCCAGCUGGAGCUCAGCGGCUUCUAUUGGGGUCCUCUGGGCGUGGAGGAAGCCCACCGCAUGCUGAGGGACGCCCCCGUGGGCAGCUACCUCAUCCGGGACAGCCGACAAAAGGAUGUGUUUUUCACGCUGUCCUAUCACGCCAAGAGCGGGCCGGUCAGCGUGCGCAUAGACUACAAGCGACAAAAGUUCUCACUGUCGGGCAACGAGCGCACUUUCCCCACACUCUUUGCCCUCUUGGAGCAUUACAUCAACGCCUCCAAAAGGCGCUUGAAGGCCCCCUACAGGAAAUGGAAGCCCACGCUGCAGGAACUCUGCAGGAGGCGCGUCAUGGAGCUCUGCGACGGAGGGGGGCAAGUCUCGGAGCUGCCACUCAGCAACGUGCUGCACGAUUUCCUGAUGGAGUUCCCUUACAAGUUAUGACUUUAUGUGUGAUCAGUGUGACCUUAGGAGGCUGCCGCCUAGAGGCCCCGCAUGGCAUUGCACCAUCCUCCUUUGGACACACAAACUGCCUUUCAACCUUGAGGAAACAUAGAGACACAGAAUUAAUAAAGGACAACUUAACAUAUUGGCAUACAGUGUCAGGUCUUGGAAGGACCUCAAUAAUAAUAAUCAUCAUAAUAAUGUGUGCCUUCUGCAGGACACAAAAAAAAGUGUGGUGGAAGGUGCGCUUAAAAGUGUUAUUUAUGUAGCCAGUUGCAAUACUCUGAAUUAUUAUUUGAAUGUUUACAUCGCAUAUGAAUGUUUUCUGGUACUGCAGAAGUUCACUGCACUGUAUCACAGAGGUAGCCCCUCUAAUUUAACCGUCUCUGCUAGGCAGAUACAUUUAUCAAUAACUACUAUUUUAUAUCUAUAUUUGUGUUUUUUAUUAAAAAAUAUUCAAACUA
Dunckerocampus dactyliophorus (ringed pipefish) is the source of this 1373-nucleotide messenger RNA. It is a transcript of the gene socs1a, whose product is annotated as suppressor of cytokine signaling 1a. Gene Ontology annotation, biological process: intracellular signal transduction; phosphatidylinositol phosphate biosynthetic process. The record is from RefSeq and is a predicted model, not a curated record. The coding region runs from base 289 to 909 and encodes 206 amino acids. Gene Ontology annotation, cellular component: phosphatidylinositol 3-kinase complex. The transcript has 2 exons. Gene Ontology annotation, molecular function: 1-phosphatidylinositol-3-kinase regulator activity. Lineage: Eukaryota; Metazoa; Chordata; Actinopteri; Syngnathiformes; Syngnathidae.